Messenger RNA from Saccostrea cuccullata (small rock oyster), 450 nucleotides. RefSeq lists its product as uncharacterized. The record is from RefSeq and is a predicted model, not a curated record. Lineage: Eukaryota; Metazoa; Mollusca; Bivalvia; Ostreida; Ostreidae. Bases 97 to 450 code for a protein of 117 amino acids. The transcript has 4 exons.
ACGUAAUUUAAAACAUGUGAUUAUAAACUUGUGAAUUCGAUAUAUUCUUUUUUUUAAAAAACGUGUGCAUUGAUCAGGCGUUGAAAUAGUUGAAGAAUGGUGCAGAGAAUUGUACUCAGUUCACUUCUUUGGAGUUUGCUGUGUGUUGCAUCUCUGACGACGACCACGGAAAUAACUAAUCAGAAAAAUGAUAACCGUGGAAAAUCGACUGCUUUCCAGGGAAUUAUAAUGUAUGUUUGGGAUGCGCCCUCUGGCGUACUUGAGCAGUCUAAAGGGGUGUACUCCGCGGGAUAUAAUAACUCUGGUAGUGGCGAUCAAUGUGCGGCUAUUGAAGAUGCAAAGAUGUUUGACAUGAUUAUAAAUGAUAUUCCUGAUGGUAAGGUUGUCGGACUAGCUCUCAGACCGAGGCUUGUAAUUAAACAGGAUAUAAUAAAUAUUAUUAUAUACUAG